Messenger RNA from Gamsiella multidivaricata, 481 nucleotides. RefSeq lists its product as uncharacterized. The transcript has 4 exons. NCBI's taxonomy places the organism in Eukaryota, Fungi, Mortierellomycota, Mortierellomycetes, Mortierellales, Mortierellaceae. The coding region runs from base 139 to 342 and encodes 67 amino acids. The record is from RefSeq and is a predicted model, not a curated record.
CAUCAUCGUAAGAGGAGGCGACGUCAUUUGAGGGGAGGGGAAAGAGAAAGGGAAUGAGAUUCCGAUCCCAUUAGAAUUGAUCCAAUCCCCAUCCCCAUUCCCAUUCCCUUUCUCUCCUCUCACACCACUUUUCGCGCCAUGGUCUUCCAAUAUCUUAAACAAUCCGCCAACAAGAACCCAUACAUCUUUGUCAGUUUCGUUGUCGCUGCCAUCGGACCUGUCCUGGUUGUCGGUGUCCCUGCUAUCCGCAAGAACAGCGGCUACAUCAGCCCUGCUCGCAUCCCUGACACUUAUCCUUUGCCCAACCGCGCUCGCAACCCCCCAUCAGGAUAUGAGGAUUAAAGGAAAGGGAAAACAGGAGGAAAGGGGCGAACAUAUCACCAAUCAUGAGUUUCAUGGCAUAGCAUGGAAGAGCCGAUAAGGCGAUGUACGGCGUGCGAUAGAAAACAGAAAUAAAUUAGACCCCCUCCUACAUCCGUCU